AUGAUACCAUUGGUCUACCUUGCUAAGAAUUUUCUCAAACUCUCCGAAAUGCAGCUGGCAUUGCAACUCGUCGCCAUCGUCGCCGGUGCUCUCUGCUAUGUCGGAUAUUUUCACCAUGGCGAACACCACCUUCAUGCCCUAACCUACAUCCAAGUUCAUACUGUCGCAUUCCUAGGCCUGGCCGCCCUGCUGUAUUUAGACGGGUUCCUUCUGGUGGAGGCAGUUCUACAGACAUGCGUGUACGAUGCCCUCUUUCUGGCCGGGUUAUAUGCCAGUCUUCUUGUGUAUCGCGUAUUCCUGAACCCACUCAACACCUUUCCUGGACCAAAGAUGGCACGCAUCACCAGCUUCUAUAUGCCUUUUCGUAUCCAAAAAAUGCAAAUGUACAAGGCUUUGCACGAACUGCACCGUGAUCAUGGCUACUUUGUGCGUAUUGGCACUGGUGAAUUGUCAAUUACGCAUCCGCGGGCAAUCCAGGAGAUUUUCGGAGCCGAUUCCGUAUGCGAAAAGAGCCCAUGGUACGACAUCAGUCGACCGCAAGACUCGUUGCUUCUUCGCCGGAGCUUCGCUGGGCACGCCGAAUUGCGUUCAGUCUGGAGUCACGCCUUCUCUGUCAAGGCUGUCAAGGGCUACGAGGACCGAGUUCAAAAAUAUCGGACUAAACUCAUUUCCGGUAUCGAUGCUCACAACGGCCAAGCCGUGGAUGUUAACAACUGGCUGGGGCUGUAUUCCUGGGAUGUAUUGAGCGACUUGUCAUUCGGUCAUCCGUUCGGCAUGCUUGACAGCAAGGAGAGACAUUGGGCAUUGAAAAUUCUGGAUCAUGGGAUGAGUGUUAUUGGUCCACAUUUGCCAAUGUGGUGGCUCCGUCUUAUGAUCGCGAUGCCUGGCGGUAAGGAGGAUAUGAAGCUUAUGUUGAAGUAUUGCCAAGAGGAAAUGCUUUUAAGAUGGAAGAAUGAGCCUAAGCAACCGGAUGUUAUGAGCCACCUCUUUGUGCCAUACAGGCGCAACGAGAAGCCUUGGAAUGAUGAAGCGGUAAACCUGUUGGCUGGGGAGGCGCACCUACUUAUUAAUGCUGGAAGCGAUACUACGAGAGUCACAAUGGCUUGCGCUUUGUUUGCACUUACUAAACAACCUGAGCUCGCGAAGAGACUGCGUGAAGCACUGGAACCACACGUUUCACAAUCACCAGAUGCAGUGAUACUCGAUGACAAGAUUUCGAAUAUAGACCUUCUGAACGGGAUCAUUUCAGAGUCACUUCGCAUGUAUCCUCCAAGUCCUAGCCACCCAACUCGAGUGACUCCUCCUGAAGGCACUAUGAUCGCAGGCAAAUUUAUCCCGGGCAGAACGCAACUUAUUGCUCCGCAAUACGUUAUCGGACGUGACGAAACCAUCUUCCCCCGAGCGACUGAGUUUAUUCCUGAACGUUGGUACAGCUCUCCGCACUUGGUCAAAGACAAGAACGCAACGGCGCCGUUUUCACUUGGGCCGAUGAACUGCGUCGGGAAACAGCUAGCUAUGACAAAUGUUCGAGUUACGCUGGCAACGAUUGUCAUGCGCUACGACUUGAGUUUCGCCCCUGGUCGUGCCAAUCCCACAACCGACUUCGUAGAGGGCAUGUGUGAGCAUUUCAGUCUUCAACCUGGUCCUUUGUAUCUACGCAUGGAGAAGCGUCAGGUUCCAAAAUAG
Talaromyces rugulosus is the source of this 1686-nucleotide messenger RNA. RefSeq lists its product as uncharacterized. Gene Ontology annotation, molecular function: iron ion binding; oxidoreductase activity, acting on paired donors, with incorporation or reduction of molecular oxygen; heme binding. Lineage: Eukaryota; Fungi; Ascomycota; Eurotiomycetes; Eurotiales; Trichocomaceae. The transcript has 5 exons. The record is from RefSeq and is a predicted model, not a curated record. Bases 1 to 1686 code for a protein of 561 amino acids.